This is a messenger RNA of Monascus purpureus, 2274 nucleotides long. Lineage: Eukaryota; Fungi; Ascomycota; Eurotiomycetes; Eurotiales; Aspergillaceae. The record is from the annotation of a GenBank genome assembly.
AUGGCGCAAGAUACUGCUUCAGAGGGGACGGUGGCUAUGCCUCGCCUCGAGGAUAUCCUCCGUCAUCCCGAGGACCUGGACAAGAUCCCCGUAUUGAAAGCGGAAUACACACGCAAGAAGGCCGCUGUCGAUUCACAACUUCGAGAAGGCCUCAGGGAUCAAUUGGAGAGAGUGCAGCGCAGUAUCAAUACUCUUACUGAAGGCCAGAGGCAGGUCUCGAAGACAAAAGACGAACUUCAGGGGAUAGACAAACUGUGCGCGGAAUCGCAGGCCAGCGUGGACGAUUUCUCGCAGAUAGACAAGCUGGCACACGUGCAGAGGAACUUCGAAGCAACUUUGAUGAUGAAAGAGUCUUUGGAGAAGUUUAGCGAAGAUCUUGCUGAAGUUGAGGAGCUUCUGAAGGCGGAUGACGAAGAUCUAGAGAACCAGCCGAACCUGCUCAGAGUGCACAUGCAGAUCUCUCGACUGAGAGAUUUCCGGGAUGAGGCGAUGGAUCAGAUCCGAAAGGCUGAUGCGAGUAGCCAGACAACGUUGGAGGAUUACUUCCAGGGAUUGGAUUCCGUUAUCGACUGGUUCGAUGACCAUCUGGGGACGGCUUGCAUGAACCUCAUCCCGCUCGUACAGUCGGAUAAUAAAAGCAUGGUGGUGCGGCUUGCGGUUGUUGUUAUGAAUGAGGAGAAAAAUGAUGAUACCGUUCGCGCGCUGCAGGAGGCUCAAAAGGAUCACAGGGACCUGGCUAAUCGGUUCAAAUCGAUGAACGUGGGUCCCAAGACGGUCAGGGGCUACAAGGAGAAGUUCAUGAUGGCCAUUGAGCUCUACGCACAAACCCAGUUCGAUGCCACCAAGGAUGAGUUCCUCGGUGAUCCGGAUACUUUGGACAAGACCCUCCGGUGGUUCUUCGAUGACCUCUUCACAGUCAAGCAAGGAAUGCAGUCGCUCAUGCCGAAGAAGUGGAAGAUCUACAAUGUCUACACUGAAAUCUACCAUCGGCUCAUGCAUGACUUCCUCGUUGGUCUGAUUGAUGACCCAGAGCUACCUCCGGAUAAUCUCCUUGCCAUCAUUCACUGGACCGAGAAGUAUUACAAGAAGAUGCAGAAGCUGGGCUGGAAACAGUCGGAGCUCCAGCCAAACGUCCUCGACGAUCGGGAGCCCGCGUUGGUUCAGCAAUGGCAGAAUAUUAUCAUUCACGCCGUAGAGGAAUGGAUGGAUAGGAUAUUCGAGGCGGACAAAAAGGCACUCGUCGAGCGGAGCGCAGACUUGCUCAACACAAAUGGCGACGGCUACUUCCGUACAAAGUCUCUCCCUGAUAUGUGGCGUAUGCUUCACGAGCAGAUCGUGGCCUCCGGAGCCUCUGAUCGGACUGAUCUCGUCGAAGGCAUCAUCGAUGCCAUGUUCCGAGUCCUCAAGAGUCACCAGUCGUCAUGGCAAACUCUCAUUGAAGAGGAAUGUAACAAGUACAAGACCCCCACCAGCGACCAGGAAGGCAUGCAACUACUGCAGGAUUGGCUCGUUGCUGUGGCCAACGACCAGAUCGCAUGCAUUGAUGACAAUGAUGAAUCGGGGCAGGUUGGCUACCUGACUCGAUUCAGGCGCGACUUCGAAUCCCUCGUAGACCCCAAGUACCUGAUCUCACGAGCAGUCCCUGAACUCGAUUCCAUUCGCGACUCCUACGUGGACCUGAGCACAUAUUGCCUCACGCAGUUCGUGCAACUUAUCUUCUCCGUCGACUUCCGCACAACCCUCCCGGACUUCUUCACGCAGAAAUGGUACGGCGAAUUCACCGUCAAGCGCAUCACAUCCACGUUCGAGGACUACAUGUCCGACUACUCCCCUGUCCUCCACCCAUCCCUGAUCGACAUCCUAGUUGAGGAACUCUCCGAUGAACUCCUAGUCCGCUAUCUCUCCUCCGUCCGCAACAAGGGCGUCAAAUUCCGCCGCCACAUCGACCCAUAUACGGACAAAUUUACCGAUGACGUCCUCACCGUCUUCGCCUUCUUCCAGCAGUACCCUGACUCCUUCGCUGCCACCAUCAAACAGAAGUGGAAACUGGUCGAUUGGCUCGUACGGUUACUCGAUGCCGAAAAGGGCGCUCCCAUUGUCACUGUCUACGAGAGCUUCAAGAUGGAGUAUUGGGAUCUGCAGCUUUCUUGGGUAGAAGCUGUUCUGCGGACCAGAGAUGACUUCGAGAGGAGCAUGAUUAGUUCUAUCAAGGCCAAGGCGGCCGAGUUGUCCGUGGAGAGAGGUCCGGAGACGAUUAUGAGUCGGUUGAGAUAG